Molecule: messenger RNA, 2499 nt
Organism: Miscanthus lutarioriparius
Lineage: Eukaryota; Viridiplantae; Streptophyta; Magnoliopsida; Poales; Poaceae
Source: the annotation of a GenBank genome assembly
AUGUCAGCACUCUGUGAUCCAGAGACAGGAGAGUGUCCUGUACGCUAUGAUGUGGAAUCAGAGGAUCUGCCAGUGCUGGAAGACAAGGUCGCUGCUGUCCUUGGCUGCAUGCUGGCAUUGCUGAACUGGGGAAGGAAUGAGGUGCUCUCAGGGAGGUCGGGUGUUGCAAGUGCCUUCCAGGGAUCUGAGGACAGCACCUCUGAUAGGAUCCCACCGCUCGCCUUGUUCCGUGGAGACAUGAAGCGCUGCUGUGAGAGUAUGCAGGUGGCGCUUGCCAGCUACCUUGCACCGAGUGAGCCCAGGGGAUUGGACGUGUGGAGGAAGAUGCAGAGGUUGAAGAAUGCUUGUUACGAUGCAGGUUUCCCAAGGCCUGAUGGUUAUCCAUGUCCGACAUUAUUUGCAAAUUGGUUUCCGGUGUACCUUUCGAUUGUGUCAGAUGAUUCAGGAACAGAUGAGCUAGAGGUUGCAUUUUGGAGGGGAGGGCAAGUCAGUGCGGAGGGACUGGCAUGGCUACUAGAAAAGGGAUUCAAAACUAUUGUUGAUCUCUGGGAAGAAGAUGUUAAAGAUGAUUUGUACCUUUCAGCAGUUCAGGAAGCUGUCUCAUCUGGGACAAUAGAGGUGGUGAAUAUGCCAGUUGAGAUUGGAACUGCACCAUCAGCUGAACAGGUUCAGCAAUUUGCAGCUCUUGUGUCAGAUGGUGCAAAGAAGCCCAUUUAUCUCCAUAGCAAAGAAGGUGUUUCUAGGACGUCUGCAAUGGUCUCAAGAUGGAAACAGUAUGUUACUCGUUCAGAGAGAUGGGCUGUCCAAAAUCACUCUCUAAAUGGGAAUGGUAAGGUCCUGACAAGUUACAAGACCAUGCAGCGCACGGGCAGCCCAAGUUCCUCUACGAAUGGAACUGAAAAUGGUACGAUAACGGAAUCUGAUAGGACCAUGAACAAUGGGGAAUCAUGUGAGAUAGACAUAGAGACAGCUCGUCAUAAUCUGGAGGUCACUAAUGCCCUUUCCAAUGAUCAAAGCACUCAACAAGGCGAAAUGCCUGGCACCGGGGCAGAACUCUUGUCAAACUUUAAACUGGAGAGUAACCCCCUUAAAGCACAAUUUCCUACCUGUGAUGUUUUCUCUAGAAAAGAGAUGACCAAGUUUUUUAGAAGCAAAAAGGUUUAUCCAAAAUCUGUUCUGAACUCUAGGAGACGAUCAAGUAUCACUAAUGGAAAACCUUCCAACAAUGGAGCCUCCUCAUUAAUUGAGGAAAAGGAAACAGAAGUUUCAGUCGCUACUGUUGAUACUAGAGCAUCUGUGAGCAGUUCUAAUGGAAAGGUUCAGGUUGGAUCACAAAAAUCUUCUGAAAAGAAUGGUGCCCCUUAUCUUGAGAGAAACAAAUCAGAUAAUGUUGAUGGAAAUAUAGAAAAAGUAACAGAAUCAUCUCUGGCUUUUACGCAUCCUAGUACCCAGCAACAGAUGCUUAUGUGGAAAUCACCUCCAAAGACUGUCUUACUUUUGAAGAAAUUAGGCAAUGAGCUCAUGGAAGAAGCUAAAGAGGUUGCUUCAUUUCUGCAUCAUCAAGAAAAGAUGAAUGUUCUUGUGGAACCUGAUGUUCAUGAUACAUUUGCUAGAAUUCCAGGUUAUGGUUUUGUGCAAACCUUCUAUACUCAAGAUACCAGUGACCUUCAUGAGCGAGUUGAUUUUGUUACAUGCUUGGGUGGUGAUGGACUCAUUUUGCAUGCGUCAAACCUAUUUAGAACUUCUGUACCACCUGUUGUCUCCUUCAAUCUUGGAUCUCUUGGGUUCUUAACUUCACAUAAUUUCGAAGGUUUCAGACAAGACUUGAGAGAUUUAAUCCAUGGGAACAACACACUUGGAGUUUAUAUAACCCUUAGAAUGCGUCUAAGAUGUGAGAUCUUUCGUAAAGGAAAAGCAAUGCCUGGUAAAGUGUUUGAUGUGCUGAAUGAAGUUGUUGUUGAUCGAGGUUCCAAUCCAUACCUAUCAAAAAUUGAGUGUUAUGAGCAUAACCACCUUAUCACUAAGGUGCAAGCUGAUGGGGUGAUAGUUGCAACACCAACUGGCAGCACAGCAUAUUCUACUGCAGCAGGGGGAUCAAUGGUUCAUCCAAAUGUCCCAUGCAUGCUGUUUACUCCAAUCUGCCCUCACUCACUGUCAUUUAGACCUGUCAUCCUUCCGGAUUCUGCCCGGCUUGAAUUAAAGCUCGCCAAGUUUUACCCCACAACAUACCUUGGUUUGCUGACUGAUGAACUUUGCACCGUUAUUGGAUUGCCAUUGCACUUGCAACUUUACCAGAUACCAGAUGAGGCAAGAAGCAAUGCAUGGGUUUCAUUUGAUGGCAAAAGGAGGCAGCAACUGUCAAGAGGAGAUUCAGUUCGUAUAUCCAUGAGUCAGCACCCGCUCCCAACUGUUAAUAAAUCUGACCAAACGUGUGAUUGGUUCCGCAGCCUGAUCAGGUGCCUCAACUGGAACGAGAGAUUGGACCAGAAGGCACUAUAG